AGUCCUUCUGGAUCGCAGAAAGACAGCCUUACUCUCAGUUUGUUUGCAAGGAGUUCCACAGGGAUACAAAAAUGACUAGAAGUAGAGAAAGAGUCAUUGAAAUAGUGGAAAAGGCUUUUUCAGAGAGUGAAAAAAUGGCCCCAGAAGAUCUGCAGUUUUCUUACAAAGGCAUUUUGCUCCUUGCUACUCUUACCAGCCCAGAAACUUUGGAAGCUCUGAAGUCCUUUGAAGCCAGGAGCGAUGAUGUGAUUCUCAUAGGCUAUCCUAAAACAGGUACAAACUGGCUCAACAAAAUUGUGAGGGAAUUGGAAUCAGCAGAUGCCAAAUAUACAGAAGAAGAAAUGAAAGAGAGAAUAAAUAUUGAAAAGGAGCUACAGAUAUUCCCACGUCUAGAAUUUGGAAAUCCUGGGAAUGUUGAGAGAAUGAAGAAACUGCCUUCCAGAAGAAUUAUAAUAACCCAUCUCCCACCUCAUCUCCUGCCAAGGUCCUUUUAGGAAAGCAAGGCUAAGAUCCUUGUGCUGGUUCGGAACACGAAAGACACAGCUGUCUCCUACUACCACUUCAGCAAUAAUUUGCCCAUGUUGCCCUCCUUCACCUCCUGGGAUGAGUUCUUCACAGCUUUCCUGAAUGGGAGAUUGGGUUGUGGAUCCUACUUUGACCAUUUAGUGGAAUGGAAUAAGUAUAUCGACAACGAGAAGAUCAUGGUGAUAAGCUACGAGGAACUGAAACAGAUGGGGUGUCUUGCCCAGCUCUUUCUUCAUGCACACCCUACAGUGGGAAUGAAGAAGAUUGCUGCCUUCUUUGAAUUCUCCCUCAGUGAGGAAGAUUUUGCCAAAAUUGUGAAGAAGACCAGCUUCCAAGCCAUGAAAGAGAAUUCCAAGGAAACCCACAGUAAAAUUGGGGAUAUGCUCUUCCGGAGGGGGGUUGUUGGGAACUGGAGAGACUGUUUCUCUAAAGCUCAGAAUGAAGAGAUGGACCGAAAAUUUCAUGACUGCCUAAGGGCAACGAAGCUGGCAGCAAGGAUGAAAUAUGACGUGUACUGCAAGACCUGAAAAGUAGAUGAGCAGCCCAACAGCAAGUGGUUCUCCAAAGAUGACCUGUCCUCAAGCUUCCUGCCUUUGGAGAAAGAGAGGGACCAUGCAGAGAUCUUCCCAGCACCACCAAGCAACUGGGGAGUAAUUCCUAGGCAUGUGCUUGGCACUGGAGCCUGGGCCUUGCUUGGUGCAACCUAAUAAAAUGUGUGUGAGC
This is a messenger RNA of Dromaius novaehollandiae (emu), 1248 nucleotides long. RefSeq names its product sulfotransferase 6B1-like. Gene Ontology annotation, biological process: sulfation. Gene Ontology annotation, cellular component: cytoplasm. Lineage: Eukaryota; Metazoa; Chordata; Aves; Casuariiformes; Dromaiidae. The record is from RefSeq and is a predicted model, not a curated record. The transcript has 7 exons. Gene Ontology annotation, molecular function: sulfotransferase activity.